CUUGCUUGCCUUGUUUUCAACUCUGGUUAUAUGUGGAUUUUGUGGAAAGGACUUUGCUUCACUGGGCCGUCAUACAUGGCGCUGUAAAAAUAAGGUUGAGUUUGACCAAACAUCACAGCAAAAUAAAGUUCCUGCCGUUGAAAUUCGUACUCAAGAAUGUUUACCAGCCAGUUCAUAUAAAGUUGUCAAAUGUUGUUGCGGUAAAGUGUGUAAAGGCGCUCGUGGUUUAAAGAUGCAUCAACGUAGCUGUAAAGUAAUUGAUGACAUGGAGGAGGAAUUACAACAACAAAUGACUGAUGCUUUAAAUGAACAAAUAUGCGAUGACAAUGUUCAAUCAGCAGAGGAUGAACGCCCAAGAAAUCUUUCCUGA
Messenger RNA from Paramuricea clavata, 370 nucleotides. The record is from the annotation of a GenBank genome assembly. NCBI's taxonomy places the organism in Eukaryota, Metazoa, Cnidaria, Anthozoa, Malacalcyonacea, Plexauridae.